AUGUUGUGUUCUUCCAGCCAGGGCUCCCUACCUCAUCGAGUGGUGGCUCUCAAGCCAGAAGAUGCCAAGAAACGAGUGGUGAUCACCAUGUUCACCUGCGAGCCUACAACGGAUUACUUGGACAUGCAAGGAAUCAUGUUACCCCGUGCUAAGAGGUCCUGGAAGCCGAGGUCAGGGCAGGAUACUUGUCCCAAAUGUGAUAAGACCUACAAGGAUCUCCUCGAUCACAUCAAGAAGAAACACGGUGAGGACAGGUUCACUGCAGAGGAGAUGGCAGAGACGGGCUUAUGGGUGUGCUCCUGCGGAAAGGUGACAGCUAGUGAGAGAGGGUUAUCCUACCACCGUAAACGAUACCCCAGUCAUCAUGUGUAA
Molecule: messenger RNA, 372 nt
Organism: Kwoniella botswanensis
Lineage: Eukaryota; Fungi; Basidiomycota; Tremellomycetes; Tremellales; Cryptococcaceae
Exons: 1
Coding region: 1-372 (123 amino acids)
Source: RefSeq, a predicted model, not a curated record